Molecule: messenger RNA, 538 nt
Organism: Salarias fasciatus (jewelled blenny)
Lineage: Eukaryota; Metazoa; Chordata; Actinopteri; Blenniiformes; Blenniidae
Product: proline-rich antigen homolog
Exons: 5
Coding region: 62-496 (144 amino acids)
Source: RefSeq, a predicted model, not a curated record
GUCUGUCUGUGAGGAGCUCUUCCAACUUCAGAUUUCCCUGUGAGAUUCAGUGACCCUCCAGAUGAGCUCCGACCCUCCUCCUCUUCAUCUUUAUCCUCCUCCUCCUCCGUACCGUCCUCUCGGUCCUGACGGCCCUUCGGCUCCCGUCUUCUCUUCAGGUCUCAUGUCUGCACCAGGCACCUUCCCCGGCUCCCCUUACCAGACCUUCCCUCAGUCUUUCUCGGGUGGAGGAGAUCUCUCAUACUACCAGGGCUCUGGAGGAGUCGCUGGUUCGAUGCCGCCUCUCGGGCCCAUGGUGACUCAGCCUGGAUACCAGGUGGGGCCCCCCGGGUCUCCCGUGGCCCCCUACCCAUCCAAACACACAGUGUUUGUGGUUCAUCCUCAGCAAGAAGCUGCCAGCGGUGGAGUCAGUGGCAUGGGCUCUCGUCUGGCGGCGUUGUCCACAGCGCUGUGCUGCUGCUCCCUGCUGCCUCUGGCUUUUCAGCACUGCUGCUGACCUCCGUCAUCAGGAUAAAGAAAUAAUUAUUUAAUCUCCUGU